GCUGGUGGUUUUCAAUCUUGAUGCCUCUGUUUCAAACAAUGAGCUUCAACAAAUUUUUGGCGUUUUUGGAGAAAUUAAAGAAAUUCACGAGACUUCACAUGAGCAAAAUCACAAAUUCAUUCGAGUUUUAUGAUGUUAGAGCUGUUGAAGCUGCUCUUUGUGCGUUGAAUAGUUGCGACAUUGGCGGAAAGCAGAUCAAAAUUGAACCAAGUCCUCCAGGGGGUAAUAAAUGCAACGUGGGCUAUGCAUUCAUCAACAUGAUUGAUCCACAACAGAUUAUUCCAUUCCUUAAGAGUGAAUGUAGUAGUAGUAGUUGCAUCAGCUGUGUGAUUUUCCUCUUCUCCUUCCCACCCUAUUAUUUCCUCCAUUUGUUGACAAUCCUGAAGUAUAAUCUUCUCCAAGUUUUGGAGGCCUUGUAGCAGCUCAAUUGGAAACAACCUCUUCAUUCUAGAACAUCGCCACAUUCCAAAGGAUUUAAGAUUGGAAAAGAUGUGAGGCGAUGUUGCUUCUACUCCUUCCACGUUCACAACAACACUCAAGUUGGGCAACUUAUCAAGAUACAGCGCUUCAAGGUUAUUAAUGAAAGAUGAUGAUGACGUCACCAUGUCAACCACACACCCUAUCUCUUCACACUCAGUAACAACACACCUUCUCAACUCAGUUGUUUUUUGGAGAGAAUAAAUAUCACUUAAGCUUCUAAAUUUUCUACACCGAUUAAUCCACAGUUCCUCCACGUCAUUUGGAAGCACCACACUAUCUUCUCCACCUACCUCACGUUCUCCUAAACUUAUUUCUUUAGAGAAAUUAUUAAUAAAAGGAUUAAAGGUGCAGUCCACUUGUCCAACCACAAGCUGGUAAUUACUCAAUCUUUUAAAAUGAUUAG
Molecule: messenger RNA, 883 nt
Organism: Rubroshorea leprosula
Lineage: Eukaryota; Viridiplantae; Streptophyta; Magnoliopsida; Malvales; Dipterocarpaceae
Source: the annotation of a GenBank genome assembly